Molecule: messenger RNA, 324 nt
Organism: Aspergillus luchuensis
Lineage: Eukaryota; Fungi; Ascomycota; Eurotiomycetes; Eurotiales; Aspergillaceae
Exons: 2
Coding region: 1-324 (107 amino acids)
Source: RefSeq, a predicted model, not a curated record
AUGGGUGCGCCUUGGCCUGGCUUUAGAAUUCUAUGUCCGUUGAUCAACGCAGAAAGGAUCGCUACACCGACGACCGUAGAGGUCAUUGCAUUUCCUGCAAGGUCUUGCAACUCACGCUGUGUUUCACGUGUUAGUAGAAGUCGGUUGAGUGGCAAGCCUUGCAACGCCAAAGACUCGAGACCACAGAGAGGACCGCCUCUGGUCGAGAUAUAUGGGAUUCCGGCUGGAGUGAUGCACCCAACGAUUCCUGGCGCCCGGACAUCAAUCUCACGUUCGAUUCCCUGUGAGAGUUCGAUGCAUCUCCUAAUACAGUGCAUGUCGUAA